UAGCUCUGGGCCUCUGAUCCUCUCCCAUCUGUAAUCUGUAAUCAUAGAAAGCUUCCCUGAAGAAGAAUGGCUUGAAGAGUUGGCAACGCCUCGUAGCAGCGUUCUCAACCAGCAUUUCUCCCUGUCUAUCCAUGCUCUCUCUCGACUUAAGCUGCUAUCCUUAACUAAUCUCCCUCAACUCCUUCUAUGUCUUGUCUGCCAAUCUGCUUCAGUGCAGUUUUCAUUUCUCUGUAUGUUUAGUUACACUGUAAAUUCAAGCGUAGAUAUUCAGAGACACAGCGAGUGUGUUGGCGUUGUGGGGGAACGAUGCCGUUGGUGAGAGUCGGUGUAAGAAAUGAGUACGCCCUGGGAGCGGCGGAAUUGUACAAAGAGGCGGACAAAGAGGACCCUAAAGCAGUGCUAGAUGGUGUCACAGUCUCCGGACUUGUUGGCAUCUUGCGCCAGCUUGGUGAUGUUGUUGAAUUUGCAGCAGAGGUCUUUCAUGGUUUGCAGGAGCAAGUAAUGAUCACUUCCUCUAGAAGCCGUAAAUUGAUAGCCCGCGUGCAGAGUAUUGAAACUGCACUUCCCUCAUUUGAGAAAUUAAUACUAGCACAGCAAAGCCAUUUGCAUUUUGCUUAUACAACUGAUUUCACCUAUCAUUGUGUACAAACAAAGUUACUGCCCCUACUAUUGCUUGCAAACUCUAUAGGACUUAAUGACUGACUUACUACCUCCGUCCCAAAAAACGAUUCCUGUUUGACCAAGGUUCCAAGUGGCAUACUCAUAGUCAUUGCGAAGAAAACCAUUUCAUAUACAGUGAUUUGCCCAGGUUCCUCAUGGAUUCCUAUGAAAAGUGUCGUGGACCCCCACGGCUGCACUUUUUAGACAAAUUUGACCCUGGUGGUUCUGGGUCUUGCUUAAAAAGGUAUUCUGAUCCAACUUUCUUUAAGCGAGCUUCAGCUGGGUCUGGUGAAGCAUAUAUUGGGAAAAUCUUAAAAGAUAAGAAAGGACGCAAGUUUAAGAAAAAAAGGUUGCUGCAGAAAAAUAGAGAGGGGUCACAUGGGGUGUCAUUAUUGAAUAGUAGCAGAAUGGAGUCGCGAGAGAUUGAUGGACAAACAUCCCCUUUCCAUAAAAUAUCAACUCAAGAAGGUGCUUCUUGUCGGAGCUUCUUGAUGUACCCAGAUGUUGACAAAGCUAAGGAGAUACCAUCUUCAAUAAAGAGUCACAAUGACAAUUCCAAAGGUUGCUACUUUUCUGAUGAGAAAAAAGGCGAUGGUUGUUUUGGUAUUAGUUUGUCAGAAGAGAAAGCAGGUCAUAUAUCAUCUCUGUACACAAAGAAGGAGCUUAGGCGGUCUGAAGGGGAUAAUAAUUGUAGCCACUCAUCCUCAACUUUAUCACAGAUGAACUCCAAUUGUUCCCUUGAUUCUGUUCAUCUUGAUGAAAAAUGUGGUCAUGUAUAUGGUGAUAUAAGCAAUGUAUGUUCAGAGGAAUGCAAUGGUGUGACUUGGAAUGGAAAGAGGCAACUUGAAGAAGAUAAGUCUGGAUUGUCAAAGGAUUCUGCAUUUUUAGAAGCCAAAACUCAAGAGAUAUCAUUUCCAUUGAAGAUUCGCCAUGAGGAUUUGUUAGAUUGCAGCUUUUGUGAUGAGAAAAGAGGUGAUAUUUGUGUUGGUAUUAGCUUGUCAGAAGAGCAAACCAACCAUAUACCAUGUCAUGACAAAAUGAAAGAGCUGAGACGGCUUGAAGAGGAUAGUUCUAGACCGUCAUUCUCUACUUCAUUGCAUGCAAACUCUAAUUGUUCCCUUGAUAAUGUUAAUGCUGAUAAAAGAAGUGGCCAUAUUUGUAAUAACUAUUCAGAGGAACACAAUGGUGUGACUUGGAAUGGAAACAGACAACCUCAAGAGGAUGAUUCUAGAUUGUCAUUCCCUGUUCCAUUACAGACAUAUUCUUAUGCAUACUCUAAUGGUACUUUUGAUCAUGUUCAUUCAAAUGAAAAAGGUGGUGAUAUAUAUGGUGAUAUGAGUAAUGGCUUUUCAGUGGAACACAGAGGUGUGACUUGGAAUGGAAAGAGGCAACCUGAAGAGGAUAAGUCUAGAUUGUUGUUCCCUGUAGCAUUACAGACAGACUCCUGUCCGUACUCUAAUGGUUCCCAUGAUCCUGUUCAUGUUGAUGAAAAAAGUGGUGAUAUUGAUAUUGGCUAUUCAGAAGAACACACUGCUGUGAUCGGGAAUGGAAAGGGGCAACCUGAAUUGAAUGCGUCUAGAUUGUCAUUCCCUGAUCCAUUGCAGACAGAUUCCAACGGUUCCCUUAAUUCUCUUAUUCCUGAUGAAAAAACUGAUGAUAUGUGUGCUGAUGUUAGAAAUGACUUUUCAGAAGAACUUGAUGCUUUCAUUUCAUACUCUGCUACUCAGAAUAAUAUUGCAGGACCUUCAGGGCUAUCGCCCAUAGAGUCCUUGUAUUCUCCAUCACAUAAGAAUCAGGACACCAAAAGUAUCGAAAGUGAUUUCUUUCAAAAACAAAAUUGUUCCGAUCCACCUUGCAAUACUUUGGAUGGAAAGAUGAGCUCAUUGCAUAUUCCAGAACAGCUAUGUAAUGUUGACGGAAAUUUAGAAUCAUAUUCUGCCAAUGUAAGCGCAGUUGCUCAGACAACAGCUGUUGUAACUCUUGGUACUGUUGAGCAUAUAUAUUUGCCUCUGGAAAACAAAAGGAUGCAAAUAUCCAAACAUGGUGACACCCUGUUUGAUGAACUUGACUGUGAAGCAGAUGAUGUUGUGGAUGCCUUUAACUCUAUUGAUUCUGAGUUAGGAAGAGAUUUAGAUUGUCAAACAAAGAAACAUGUAGAUUCAGACUCUUAUUUGAAUGCCAAAGUAGCAGAGGAUAUCGUGUCCAAAGUCAUACCUAGAUCUGUUGACAAUCUCUCACCUAAUUUGAUUUCUGAAGCUGGUGAAAUUCCCAAUAGAAAGGUUAAUCUAAAUGAGAGUAGUGAUGCCCGGGAUACAUCAGAUGUAGAACCAAUUACCAAUUUGCCAUCCUCAGAUUGUGUUUCUGGGAUCAAUGGCUCAGAAGAUAAUCUUUCAUCAGUCAAGUUCUGGACAAAUGGUGGCUUGCUCGGACUUGAGCCCUCAAAGCCUCCAGAUAGUGUAUUAAAAGAUGUGACUGGAGUACCUAUGGCCAUUCAAGAUGAUGCAUCUUGCUCUGCAAAACAAAGUAUUUAUCCUACGGAUGAAAUGAAUGCCAGAAGAACAUCAUGUGUGACAGAGAAUGGCUCCAAAUAUAUAGAAGAAAAUCAGCAGUCUGUAAGGUGUAGUAGUAGUAAUCACAACAUUGAUGGCGUCUCUUUAAGCAACACAUCCUCAAGAUUCGCAUCAGUUGGUUUGGAUACCAAAAUGGAGAAAUCGAACUCCUUAUGUCAACAAAACUACAUAAACAGUGUAAUGGGUCAAGAGAAUGUUAAUAAUUCAUCUAGGAUCCUUUCCCUUGGAAACAGGCUGCUUGUAAAUGGAUGUCACAAUAACUUAUCAUCACUUGGUUCAGCUAACAGAUCUGUGCAGAAGAAUCAAAGUGAAGAUAUCAGUACUGCUAAAACCUUCGCCGAGAAGAGAACGAAUAUUUCUAGAAGUGGGUCACCAGUUAUGUCACCCUCUUGGUCACCUCCACUUGGUCAUAUUAAAAUAUCUUUCCAGCCUAUAGAUGGAUUUGAGACUCAUAAGCUGAAACUCAGAUUUCCUGAUAGGGGUGAUAUGUUUCCUUCAUUCCAUCUGGUACCUGAGGCUGCUGUAUCAUUUCAUGACAUCAGUUCAGAUUCAGAUGAUGAAACAUUUUGCAGAUCAUCUGUGUGUAUGUCGGAUGAUUGUCUCAGUCAUCAGUCUGAAUCUAACUCUGAUGAGCAAUGGGAGUCAGGUGAAUCUUCUGGUAUAAAGGACCAUGAAAUAUAUGAUGCUCUACAAAGAAUAUCACUGGUGGAGUCUUCUUCAACAUCAUUUGAUAAUAAGCUAACGACCGAGGGGGAGGAAUUACAGCAUGAUAGUGUGAAGGGUCUAUUAUUUUUUUCUGAACACAGCUUUGAACAAUCCACGUCUGGUUGUUUCUAUGAUCUCCCUGUUCUGGAUACACUUAGACCUGCUCUACAGCAACCUCAUAAUAGUCAGCUUAUGAAAUCAAUGUCAGAUGUGACAGAUGGCAGCAAAGAUGAUUUACUUAAUGGUCAUAAUUAUGCACUUGGUGAGGAAAAUUGGAUGGAUACCUGCUUGCAUCAACCCAAGCCUGCCCUACUGAAUCAAGAUCUAGUUAGUGAGCCUGUAUUUCAAUUGAAAAGCAAGGUAAAAAUUAUUCGUCUCCGGUGUUUAACAUAUGCAGAGGUUGGACAUGCAACAGAUAGAUGAGCGGAAAGUAGCCAAUCAGACUGCAACUCGUAAGGAAAUGGGCGAGAAGGGAGACUUUCUGCACCAGAUCAGAGCAAAGUCACUCAGUCUUAGAUCGACAUUUACAGCAAAACCAACCCAUCCAACUGGACUUCCACCAGGUGUGAAUGCAAUUCUGGAGAAAGCAAAUGCAAUUCGUCAGGCUGUAGGGAGUGAUGGCGAAGAUGAUUAUUGGAGUGAUACUUAAAAUCAUUCAGAGUUACAGAAGCCUGUGUGAUAUUAAUGCAAUAAGCAGUUCUUUGUAAUUACGGAGUACAUAUUAAAACAAUAAUAAUACGGAGGAUUUUGUAGGAUAUUUUAUAUAUAUGCUGCUGAGCAAUUUAUUUCAUACUUGCAAGGUAAACAGCAAGUUCAAGCAUGCCUGAAAUCUAAGUAUAGGCAUUUAUUUCAUUCUUUUAUCCUUGAAGUAAAGAAAGUGGUGUCAAUAAGUAUGAACCAUUAGUCAUGUACGUAAAAAAAUUCUUAUUUUAUCCUACAAUUUUUUUAUUCAGUUCUAAAAAAGGAAUACGAAGUUUCUUUUGAGUGAGAUUGGUUUUGUUUGUCAGGAUAAAAUAAUGAUGGUAGCAUUUGAAGAAGUGUUAUGUUUUAGGCUUAUGUUCUCGUAAAUGUAUUAUUUCAAUACAAUGUAUUUCUCGAUUGACUUCAGUCUUUGAGCAAUGAAGUUUAUUCUACCACUAUAUUGAAGUUUUUUUAAUUGUAUAUUAAUAAUUAAUUAAUUGAAGGGUAAUAUUUAUUUACCUAGUGAUAAAAUCUAGGGUUUAGGUAAUUA
Molecule: messenger RNA, 5166 nt
Organism: Cuscuta epithymum
Lineage: Eukaryota; Viridiplantae; Streptophyta; Magnoliopsida; Solanales; Convolvulaceae
Source: the annotation of a GenBank genome assembly